AACAAAAAGCAAUGGAUGACUUAAUUUUGAAGUUACAGGAGAUGUCAAUGAUGAAUGAAGAAUCUCAACUGAUAAUCGAGUCGCUAGAGAUAGUGAAAGAAGAACUCUCAUCACAGAAGGAUUUGCUGGUUAAAGAGCUUAAAUUCUCUCAAGAAAAGUUGCUUGAUGAAGAAAAGCACAGGAAAUCUCUUGAAUUUGAAAUCGUCAAAUUGAAUAAGCUUUUAUCUGACAAUAGAGUGGCCUUUGAGGCUGAAAUGUCCAAAGGAAGAGGCAACCAUACUAAACCAUCAUUUGGAUUAGAAUUUGCUUCGAAUCUAUCCAAGCCAAGUAAACCAAGAGAGUCUGCACUUGGUCAAAAAGCCACCAUUGCCAAAAUUUUUGAGGAAGUUGGCCUUUCAAAAAUACUGUCUCUAUUAAAGUCAGAAGAUUUGGAUGUGCAAACCCAUGCUGUCAAGGUGGUUGCUAAUCUUGCUGCCGAAGGGCUUAAUCAAGAUCUGAUUAUUUGUAAAGGGGGAGCUCGCCUUUUAGCAAAUAUGUCUUCUCAAUCAGAUGAUCCACAAACUCUUCGGAUGGUUGCUGGAGCAAUAGCAAAUUUGUGUGGAAAUGAAAGGCUGCACUUGUUGCUAAAAGAAGAUGGCGGCAUUAAAGCACUUUUGGCUAUGGGCAGAUCUAUGCACAUCAAUGUCAUAUCUCAAGUUGCUCGAGGAAUUGCAAAUUUUGCAAAAUGUGAGUCUCGCAGUAUUAAUUUAGGACAUUGGAACGGAAGGUCUCUUCUUAUUGAGGAUGGGGCACUUAAUUGGCUGGUCGCUAACUGUUCAGUAUAUGCUGAUUCAACAAGACAUCACAUGGAACUGGCGUUGUGUCAUUUGGCUCAAAAUGAGGAAAAUGCUCUUGAUGUCAUUCAGAGUGGAGGAAUCAAGGAGCUUCUUCGCAUAUCAAAGGAGUCUUCAAGAGAAGAUAUUUGUAAACUUGCAAAGAAGGCAUUGAAGUCAAAUUCUGCAUUUUUGGUGGAGCUACAGCAGUCAUGAAAACAUAAUCAUAUCUUUUAAAAAUAAGUUAAAUAAAUAUAAAAGAAAAUUGGGUCUGUAGCUUCUAAUGAAAAACUUCAGUCUUCAAGUGUAGUUACUGUUACAAAAAUCAUAUGAUUAGUCACUGUUGAGUAAACUAAGAAUUUGAUUAAAGAGCUCCUGACCCAUUUUUUUCUGCAUAAUUUGCAGCCAAUCUGUUUUAUUUGUAACUUAUUGUUUCAACAUGUUA
Phalaenopsis equestris is the source of this 1257-nucleotide messenger RNA. Its product is annotated as kinesin-like protein KIN-UA. Gene Ontology annotation, biological process: nucleus-vacuole junction assembly. The record is from RefSeq and is a predicted model, not a curated record. Gene Ontology annotation, molecular function: protein-membrane adaptor activity; protein binding. Lineage: Eukaryota; Viridiplantae; Streptophyta; Magnoliopsida; Asparagales; Orchidaceae.